Molecule: messenger RNA, 1605 nt
Organism: Diaporthe amygdali
Lineage: Eukaryota; Fungi; Ascomycota; Sordariomycetes; Diaporthales; Diaporthaceae
Exons: 4
Coding region: 1-1605 (534 amino acids)
Molecular function (GO): monooxygenase activity; oxidoreductase activity, acting on paired donors, with incorporation or reduction of molecular oxygen; heme binding
Source: RefSeq, a predicted model, not a curated record
AUGGCUUUCGAUCUUCCAGUUAUCAUAUUGUAUUUGGCUAUACCAAGCCUCCUCCUAUCCGCAGUGCAGCAGGUCCUACAAUGGAGGAAAAAGAAGAUAUCCCAGGCCAAAUUCCCCGGCCCAAAACAGUUUCCUCUCGUGGGCAGGGUCCAUGACCUGCCAAGAUUUUCUAUGUGGAAGAAGUUCAAAGAGUGGGGAGACAUUUAUGGGCCUAUCUACCAAACAAGUGUUCCAGGUGCAACUUUCGUCAUUAUCUCGGACGAGCAAAUCGCGGAGGAACUCCUCAUCAAGAGGGGUCACAUCUAUUCGGGACGGCCGCAGAUCAGAGCCUUGUUUGGCCACAAGGAGGGCAUCGAGUACCUCGCACUGAUGGACCGUCAUGACCAUUGGCAGAAACAGCGAAAAUGGGUCCACGCUGCUAUGGCGGAAGCCUACAAGCACCAAUUCUACGGACACGUCGAGACUGAGACUCGGCGGUACCUGAUGAUGCUCAUGUCCGACCCGGUACGGUUCAUGGACCACUCACGCGAGCAUUGUGGGCGCAUCAUGUCGCGACUGGCGUGGGACGAAGCCUCGCAGGGCAAGAUGAAUGGCGAGAGCGCCGACUGCACGCUGCACUGCAUGUCGGUUUCGGGCCCAAUUGUCAACACCAUGACGCCGCUAUGGAACAUUCCCGAGCGGUUCAACAAGUGGAAGCAAUUCGAAAGGCAGAGGAUGGCGACUCAGAAAGCCUGGUGGUUGAACAACUACAAGAUCGCCAAGGACAAGUACAAAAACGGCCAGCUGCCCAAGGACACAUGGGCAUACCGCUAUAUCGAGCAGGUCGAGCGGGAGCAAAAGGGCAGCCUGGAUCAGACUGAUGAGCAGGAGAUCUUUGCGGCGUGUACCAUUGGCUUCUUCAACCUGGUCGGUGUGGUCACUAUUGCAGGCCCGCUCAAGUUCUUCCUCAUGGCUAUGGCGCUGCAUCCCGAGUGGCAGAAGAAGGCUCAGGAGGAAAUUGACCGCGUCUGUGGUGACCGGAUGCCUACUUUUGAGGAUUUUGCGGAUCUACCGACCGUUAGGGCUGUUCUUAAGGAGACAAUCCGAUGGCGAUCUGGUGUCCCGCUGGGUGUGCCACAUCAGGCAGAGCGUGACGAUGAGUACCGUGGCGUCACAAUCAAGAAAGACACAAUUGUUCUCGCUUGUGAAUGGUCCAUCAACCGCGUCCCCGAAAGGUACCCAGACCCAGAGUCCUACCGGCCCGACCGCUGGCUCGACCCAUCUUUCCCGACAUACCAGGAGCCCCUGACCAAGUACCCCAACUUCCGUGACAGCAAGUUCGGGACGCACAGCUUCGGCUGGGGCCGCCGCAAGUGCUUGGGCAUGGACAUCGUGGACAUCGAGCUCUUCGUCACGGGGGCCUCUGUGUUGUGGGCGUUCAACAUGGAGCAGCAGACGUGCCCGCGCACCGGUGAGAAGGUGCCCAUCGACUCCCAGGCUACCAACAGCCAUGUCAUCUUGGAGCCAUCGCCGUUUGCGAUGAGGUUUGGCGUGCGUAAGGAGGAUAGGAGGAGAGCAAUUACAGAGGCUUAUGGAGAAGUCUCGGCGAGCCUGAAGGUGUAUUAG